Saxophila tyrrhenica is the source of this 1737-nucleotide messenger RNA. RefSeq lists its product as uncharacterized. The record is from RefSeq and is a predicted model, not a curated record. The coding region runs from base 1 to 1737 and encodes 578 amino acids. Lineage: Eukaryota; Fungi; Ascomycota; Dothideomycetes; Mycosphaerellales; Extremaceae. The transcript has 2 exons. Gene Ontology annotation, cellular component: catalytic step 2 spliceosome; intracellular anatomical structure. Gene Ontology annotation, molecular function: helicase activity; RNA binding.
AUGCGGUGUCAGCUUGGUCAGGAUGUUGGCUACUCGAUCCGAUUUGAGGACGUGACUUCUGAGAAGACGAAGAUCAAGUUCUUGACCGACGGGCUGCUUCUGAGGGAGGCGCUGGUGGAUCCGCUGCUGAGCAGGUACUCGGUGAUUAUGGUAGAUGAGGCGCACGAGCGGAGUCUGAGCUCGGAUGUCUUGCUGGGUGUGCUGAAGAAGGUCAUGAGGCGACGAUCGGAGUUGCGGAUCGUUGUCAGUUCUGCAACGCUGGAUGCCGAGAACUUCCUGCGCUUCUUCUCGAGCGGAGGUGACGAUGAGCAGAAUGGGGCGACUGGUAACGGAAGCAUUGUCAGCGUCGAGAGCAGAGCUUUUCCGGUCGACAUCCACUAUCUCUCGGAACCUUGUGAGAACUACGUGGAGCGGGCGAUACGAACAGUCUUCGAAAUCCAUGCUUCAGAACCAGAAGGCGACAUUCUCCUCUUUCUCACCGGCCGCGAAGAGAUCGAAACCGCUGUCGACAUGAUCGCGGAGCGAAUGCAAGCACUGCCACCACACACCGACAAACUUCUAUCACUACCCCUUUACGCCGGCCUACCCGUUGAACAGCAAAUGUACGUCUUCGAACCUGCUCCCGAACAAACCCGCAAAGUCAUCUGCGCCACGAACAUCGCCGAGGCCAGCGUCACCAUCUCCGGAAUCGUCUAUGUGAUUGACUCCAGCUUCGUCAAACUCCGCGCAUACAACCCCCAAACUGGCAUCGAAACCCUCACCGCCACCCCCAUCUCCAAAGCUUCCGCAACCCAGCGAGCUGGCCGUGCUGGCCGCACGAAAGCUGGCAAGUGCUACCGCUUGUGCACGGAAGCCGCACACUCUAGCCUCGCCGACACCACCGUCCCGGAAAUCCAACGCUCCAACCUCGCCCCCACCAUCCUACAGCUCAAAGCCCUCGGCAUAGACAACAUAGCCCGCUUCGACUUCCUCACCCCGCCGCCCUCCGACCUCAUCAUCCGCGCCCUCGAGCUCCUGUACUCCUUAGGUGCCCUAGACGACUACGCUAAACUCACCAAACCCCUCGGGACCCGCAUGGCCGAAUUAGCAGUAGAGCCUAUGCUAGCGAAAUGUCUCCUCUCCUCCCCGGACUUCGGGUGCUUGAGCGAGAUGCUCACGAUCGCAGCGAUGACGAGUCUCCAAGGCAAUGUCUGGUUCAGCCACGACGAGAAGCGCAAAGAGGAGAGCGCACGCCGGAAAUUCGCGGUCGAGGAGGGGGAUCAUUUGACCCUGCUGAACGUCUACACCGCUUUCAUCACGAAGGGCAAAAAAGACAUGAAGUGGUGCCAGCAGCACUACCUAAACUUCAAAUCCAUGACGCGAGCCGUCAGCGUGCGAAACCAGCUACGUCGGUAUCUCGAGCGCUUCGGCAUCGACGUCUCGGAGUCGUUGGCGCAGCAGCCCGUGGGGAAGGUAGGAGGAAUGCCGAUGGAAGAGCAGGUGCGGCGGUGUCUGACGAGCGGGUAUUUCGCGCAUGCGGCGAGGAUGGCGGCGGAUGGGACGUUUAGGAGUGUCAGUGGGGAUGUGGUGUUGCAUGCGCAUCCUGGGAGUUUGAUGUUUAACAGGAAAGCGGAUUGGGUUGUUUUUGGUGAGGUGGUGGAGACGGGGGAGAAGACGUUUAUUAGGGAUGUGACGAAGAUUGAGAAGGGGUGGUUGAUGGAGUAUGCGCCGGAGUAUUAUCGUGUGAGGGGGGCUUAG